Messenger RNA from Pyricularia oryzae 70-15, 1671 nucleotides. Its product is annotated as white collar 2. NCBI's taxonomy places the organism in Eukaryota, Fungi, Ascomycota, Sordariomycetes, Magnaporthales, Pyriculariaceae. The record is from RefSeq and is a predicted model, not a curated record. Gene Ontology annotation, biological process: regulation of DNA-templated transcription. Bases 1 to 1671 code for a protein of 556 amino acids. Gene Ontology annotation, molecular function: protein binding; sequence-specific DNA binding; zinc ion binding. The transcript has 3 exons.
AUGGCUCACCGGCACCAGCAGCAGCCCUCGGGCAGUUUGUUUGGCUUUGUGAGCCCUAUGGAUAUGCAAAGUUCCCAACCGCCAGUAUCGCAGGAUAACAGCGCGAUGAGUCUCGUCGACCCCUCAAUGCUCUCACACUUCGACACACCCAUGCAGAUGUCGCUCGAAGGCGACAGCAACGUCUUAAUGGCCGCGCAACAACCCUUUCAACGCCCCAUCGCUUCCAAUUUUCCAACUUCAGGCUCCCCGUCCGCAUCUAUAUCAUCAAUGUCGCAAAAUGCGCCAGGCUUGGCAGCACGACCCCAGGCGCGACCUGGCCAAAUCAGCAAUCCGUUGCUUCAAAACCACCACCAAGCAGCAGAUUCGGGGUUUUCGCUGCCCAGUCCAGACGAACACGCAUCGCCCAUGUCUGGGGCUCUGACAGUCGCGUCAAAACAGAAUUAUGGCGGCAUGCCACCACCUCCACAGCCUUCAUUGCAACAGCAAUCGGGUGCGCAUGGUCCGCCAGGGAGCAUCGUGACCGAGUACACCAAGAGGCGAGAUUGGGCCGCGCGAACCGCUGAGGAGCUCGCGGACCUUCAACAAAUCCUGGAUCAGGACGGCCGCAUCAAGUAUGUGUCACCAAGUGUGACAGCGCUUACAGGCUAUACAAAGGACGAGAUAUUAGAUGUAUUACUACAGGAUCUGAUCCACCCAGAUGAUGUCGGGGUGUAUCUAUCCGAGAUGCAUGAUGCAGCGGCGACUGGCGGAAGCCUGCGCAUUUACUACCGACUCAAGAAGAAAGACGGUACUUAUGGGGUUUUCGAGUCAACUGGUCAUGCUCAUAUCGCAACUGCUCGGUUCUCGACAAACCCAAAUAACCAAUCACAUUUCCGCCAGGCCGUUUUCCUUAUGUCGAGACCCUACCCAACGAAGAACGCCGAACUACUAGACUCAUUCUUGGAGCACAAAAUUGAGAACGAGCGCUUGCGUCGUAGGAUAGCAGAGCUCCGAAAGGAGGAAUAUGAAGACGGGGGCGAGGAUGCGCAGAGGAACUGGCCUGACGGUCGGUCAGAGAUGACAUCCGAGGAUGCAACAGUAUCUGUCUCCACGGGCACGACGCCACGGCAUGCACAGCAGCAGGUUCGCCACAGCAGUUUCGGCGAUGUCAAGGGUGUGGGCGGCGUACUUCCCACGGAUGGCAAACUUGGCAACGCGGUCUCUGGUAUACUGAACAGUGCAUUAACACGCGAGAACCUCGAAGAUUCGACCGCACGCAACCGACAAGACUCUAUCAAAGACAAAAUGAUGCGCUAUGAGGGACACUCACACGCCGAGACGAUUGAGAUGUUGACCGGACUGCGUUAUAAAGAAGGGGAACGGACCCACGGCUUCACAUCACGUGACAGCAACCCGACAUUGACCAAAGGAGAUGCGGGGAUUGCAAUACCUAUCGAUCGGGAUCCCAGGGUGGGAGCUGACAAGAAGAAAAAAGUCAAAGUGGCCGAGGAAUACGUUUGUACGGACUGUGGUACACUUGACUCUCCCGAAUGGCGAAAGGGGCCCAGCGGACCAAAAACGCUUUGCAAUGCAUGCGGACUUCGCUGGGCCAAAAAGGAGAAGAAGCGGAACCCGAAAACAGGGAGCGGCAGCGGGUCAACACCUGCCGCUGUAAGGCUCGUGGAGCAAUAA